This is a messenger RNA of Sungouiella intermedia, 6915 nucleotides long. The record is from the annotation of a GenBank genome assembly. NCBI's taxonomy places the organism in Eukaryota, Fungi, Ascomycota, Pichiomycetes, Serinales, Metschnikowiaceae.
AUGCUGGUUCUGAAAUCCGCAGACACUCAACAGUCUGCUCGAACAGACGACGCCAAUGAACAUCCAGACUUACAAAUCUUAGACAAGUUGUGUGGCCAGGCAUUGGAGCAUUUCUCCAUCAAUACCGAUUUACUUACUAGCUGGCAACUGGAACUUAGCGAUAGUGCAUGUCAUAAUGAGCUCUUGGCUAGCGUCAUCUACCAGGAGGUGAUAUUACAGUUUCCCCAGACUCCACUAUACUUCGAGCGAACACACCGGGAUGGACUUGUUUCGUGCUUAAAAGACCUCAAUUCGCUUGAUGUCAAUGUCUACUUUGAUUUCCACAUGAUAGUGUACGAAUUGAUCUACCAGGCGGUUACUACACCUUACUCGGCGAAGAUCCAACUCCAGCGCCUUCGGAUUGUCCCGGCUCUCGUGGAUGACUUAAUCUCCUACUUGGAGAAGCUAACAGGGAAAAUUACCUUCCAUGAAGGUAAGGUUGCUCGCUCUAAAAUCAAAUUGCUCAAAUCUUUUCUUGAAUUGGGUUGCGAGGUGAAACAGAUGAAGAGGCUUGUGAAUCCGUUGUUCAGCAAGGCGUCGAGGGUUCCUGAACCUGUGAAGCUGCUCUAUCUUGACUUGUUGAUCUCAUCUCUCGAGCUUUAUCUGUCGCAUUUCACGUUCUUGGUCUUCAACAGUUUCAUUGGCAAAACAUUAGCUAUUCCUUUCUCCAACGACUUUGCGUUGCUGAAAUGCCUUACGUUAACCAGCUGGUUCAAGAUUAAUAGCGUGUCGCAGGCCACAAAUGAUGACGACGACAUCUCGGUGGUAUCAUUGUUUCUGCUUGCAAAUGCGUCCAAUAGUGACUCUACAGUUCUCAAGCUCCAGGUGAUCAAUUUCAACCAGUUUAUGGUAGAAAUUCACAACAAGUCGACCGGCUCGAGAAUUCAGUUCACAUUCAACCAGAUUCUCCAGAAAACUGCAACAAACCAGGGGUAUACGCAUGUUUCCUUGACUUACGACACAUACCAAAACCUCAAUCUAUAUAUCGAUGGAGAAUAUAGCGAGUCCAUUCCAUGUCCACAGCUUUCCAAAAGUUUCAGCUCAUGGAACAAAAUCUACAUUGGCCAGCCACUUGAUGAAGAGUUCACACCCCAUGCUUUCAAUAGGGUGGAAUUACUUAUCAAGGACCUCAACGUACUCAGUGUUGCUUUGCCAUACGAAUGGGUCAACUUGCUAUAUUUGCUUGGAAUUGGGUUUGAUUGGAGUCAUAAGGAGUUCUCGGAUGAAAAUAUUGCCAACUUUGUGUCGAGUUUAAGUCCAAAGAAACUUGUAAAGUUUGGCUUUUGCUGCAAGGAGAUUCUCGAUGUUAAAAAGCAAUCUCGAACAACUGGCUCGAAACACAGACUUCAUACCCAUCUCUCGAGUAUCCGGAGUCUGUCAACAUCUAAGGCUGAUAUUGCUGACAAGAAAACAAUGGUCGCUUUGCUUCGCAAGACCAAAAUCUCAAAGACAAGUUUUCUUUUUGAAAGCAACGAGCCGGGAUUUGUUGGACACAUCGAGAGACCCCAAAAUUACGAUAUCAUAGUUCACGAGUCCAACCCAAUGCACGGCUCGAUCUUUUGUUUGGGGGGAGCCAAAUUGCUCUUAACCUUGAUAGAAGUGGUGACGAAAGAUCAAUACGAGGACGAAACAAGUCGUGACAGACUUUUCAUCAGAAGCAUAGAGCUCUUAUUACAAUGUUUGCUUAACAGCUGGAGGAUUAACAAGGAAUUUGAUAAUAUAGACGGGUAUUGCAUUCUUGCUCUCUUGAUUAAAUUCUACAAAGACAAUUACAAUCCAACUCUUACUUUUGACAGUGACAGCCUGUGGAGCUCACUGUUGUCAAGCAGCGCAGAUACCUCUGUUACUAGUUUCACAGGUCAGAAGAGCCUUCUCAAUCUCUUCUUGGACUUUGCAGGUUGUCCUCCAGCAAACAUUUAUAACUCAGCGAUUCACAACUCGCAUGCUUAUAGAUACUUGGUGUUGAACUUUGACAUAAACUCUGGCACUCCAGAUUUUGCAGUACAACAAAAACAGUUACAGCUGAUCAUGAAGGAAGGUCGAUACCAUGCAUACAACGUCAAAGAGCUAACCAAAAUGAAGCUUUUAAAACGUUUGAUCCAGUUCAUCAAGUUCCAAUUUCUUGAUGACCAAUUUCUUGAUGGCACCCUGGAAGAGAAAGAUUUCGCUGAGGUUUGUUCAACUUUAACAUCAUGGGUUCGGGCGGAUAUCUCUGUGGAUACGAUCAGAACUGUUUCUCACUUCAUAAUUUUUGCAUUGUAUGGAUCUCCGAAUAAUGUUCUUGCUACACGUGUCGGCUUAGAAGCUCUCCAGUCAUUGACAGACGAGCUCUGCGAUCCAAAUUCAUCCAUGAAAUCGCUAAAAAAAUUCUCUCGAUCCAUAACUAUUCACUGGAUUUUAUUGCUCUUAAGCUAUCGCUCCAAAAAUGAAGUUGAAGCCAAACGUGUGGUUUGUUACGGAAUCAUGCUUUUGGUUAAGCUCUUAAGAGUUUUGGGAUCUCAUAUCAUCAAGAGAUUUUUCAGAGCCAACAAGGGUCUUGAUGUACUUACGAGUUUCAUGCAACAUUGGUGGAAUAUUGACGAAAUGAACAGCCUACUUUUCCUUGCCUCUUUUGGAGCCGAGAUAUCAACUUCAGAAAUAGGAGAGUACUCCUUGCCAAAGUUGGUAAGAGACAAGAAGAUUACACAAAGUGUCAACAAACUUCCAAUGCCCGACUUCAUACUCUUGUUAAACAACAUGGCUCUCACGGGUAUGUAUAAGUUGAGUCUGAAACACGGCAGAAUUUUAAGCGUUCCAAGCUCUCCAGUAAGACCAAGGGAUGGAAAGCUGCCAGAAGACGAAAUAUUCGAGAUAUCUUUUGAUGUGCUCCAUUUGAUUAACCAAUACUCUGAUGUUAUAGAAAUUGGAUAUGCAGAUUCGCAGGCACUUCAGCAAGUUUUCACAAGCAAGGAAUGGCUAGAGGGCUCAGUUGAGCUAUUAGGAUAUUUGAAGUUGUCAUUGACUUGGUCGAGCUCGCAGUUUAUCAAAAACUUCGAAAAGUGUUCAGAGAAAUACGUUUCCGUAUUGAGUGCGGUUUUCAUUUCCAAAUUGAUGAAUAUCAAGCAUCUUUUUUCGAUUCUUGAUUCUUUGAAUGAGAUCACCACCCGAAUAGUGUUGGAUUCGAUAUUCCCCAGUAUUUUCAGACAUAUCAACCAGUUUGUUGAAAGUUCCAACUUCAUCUUCAAAGAGAAAGAAUUUCUUAAUGGCACAAUUGAAUUGCUCAACUAUUAUAAUAGAGAGUUCCUAUUGCAAAACUACUAUGUGAAUGCAGAUGACUUGAACUCCUUCAUCACCUGCAUUGUCUUUGCUAUGGAGACAUGUAUUUCUAGUUCCAAUAACAAAAAGGGAGUGCUGGAACUUUCCAAUGUGUUAGGAAAUGCAAUCGUGCUCAAACUUUCAAGCAUAACUUACCCCAAUGGUCAAGAUGCUGAUUAUGAUCCUCUUCUGGACGCUGAAUUUGCCGGAGAACUUGAUGAAAACGUCAAGUUUCUCAUGUACAAGCAAGCUGUGAUUUUGCAAAGUGAGCUGUUGUCAGACAUGUAUUUGAGGCAAAUUAUUGAACUACUCAUGGGCAAUUUCUUGAAAUUGAGUAUUGAUAACCAGUUGGAAAUUGCUGAACAUCUUCUCAACUUCUUAAGAACAGCAUAUAUGAUGCGCCAAAAGUCGUUUGCGAGUAUCGUUGAGAUGUUGACAACUCUUUCAGAUUACCAAAACUCCGGCGACAUUUUGUUCAGUUUCUUUGAGAAUUUAACAACGCACAACGACGAGGAAACAAUCAAGCAGUUGCAGAAAUUCCCUACCAUCAGACACAUUUUCCUUAAGAACUAUCACUUCAGGAUAAGCAAAUUGAAGGAUGUGGGAACUGUCAAGGCUAUGGAUAUGAUUUCUGUCAUGUUAAAUAACGGGGGUAGCCUUGGGUAUAUGGAUAACAUAUACAUCAAGAGUUUUGAGAAGGACUGCCAUCGCCUCAGAAUUUCAACUGUCAAUGCCGAAUUGACCAAGUACAACCGCGAGCUACAAGAUGAACAGGAAAGCUAUGCUUUCUUUCUUAAUGCCUUUGACUCAUUGAGAAUGGAAAUCAUCAGAAUCUGGACAGAUUCUUCUACUCAACAGAGUGAUUACAUUUUGGACUACAUUGAGGGCGUUGACAGAAUGAGAAAGCUAUUAGUGGUUGAGGACCAGUUGGCAGAAUCUGAACGUUUGUCAUACAACGUCAAAGUUCCUAUUAAGCAGGUUGAAGGCAUGCAAUCGACCACCUCCGAUUUCGAAGACUACAGCUUUGCAUUUGCAUAUUCCGGCAUCAACACAUUGAGUUUGUCCGAAAACCCCUUAUUAGGGUCAGAAGUUGAGGACUAUGAGGAAAUUGACGAGAAUUUAGAAGGAGAAAACGAAAGUUCUGGUGGUGCAGUUGAAGACAGAAAUCGAAAGGUUCUUCGAAGCUUGUAUAUGGGAGAUCAGAUACAAACGUUAUGGAAUGUGUCAAGGAUCAAUGGCCUUGAUGCCGUGGAGAGUCUCAUGAUAUUGGGAUUCAGUCACCUCUACUUGACUGAAAAUUUCUUUCUCUGCCCAGAUGGCAAUGUGGUGGAGGUGCACGAGGCUCCAAUCGAAUCUAGAGAUCCAUAUUUGCAAUUGAUCAAGUCACAGUCCCCUCGCUCUGCAGUACUGAAGACACAUCGUACUAAGAGCUGGAGUUUGGACACUUUGAGCUCCAUCUCAAAACGAAAGUUCUUGUUGAGAGACUGUGCCGUCGAGAUGUUUUUCAGUAAUGGUGCAAGCAUACUUAUCACUUGCUUAUCAACAAAGCAGAGAGAUGUGGUAUACACCAAACUUUCUCCCUAUGCAAAGGGGAAAGGGUUGGAUAAGGAUCUUGCUUUGACGCUUGAAAUGUCGUCUAAUACUCUGCAACAUCAAAAUAGUUCGACUACAUCCUCUUUUUUCGGAACACGGAUUGCCUCUGCAUUUUCAAGCAGUUUUAACUCAUCACCAGCUUUUCUUGCUGCUACCAAGAAGUGGAGAAUAGGCGAAAUGUCGAAUUUCUACUAUUUGAUGACGUUGAACACUUUAGCAGGAAGGACAUUCAAUGAUCUCACACAGUAUCCUGUUUUCCCGUGGGUUAUCGCUGAUUAUGACAGUGAGACGCUUGAUCUUUCAGAUCCUGCAACAUUCCGAGAUCUUUCCAAGCCUAUGGGAGCUCAGACGCCUAACAGGGCCCGCCAAUUUGAAGAACGAUACGAUGCCUUGGAAAGUCUAGGCGAUGAAAAUGCCCCGCCAUUUCACUAUGGAACCCACUACUCGUCUGCAAUGAUUGUGGCCUCAUACUUGAUCCGCUUGAAGCCAUAUGUCCAGUCAUAUCUUUUAUUGCAAGGUGGAAAGUUUGACCAUGCUGACCGGUUGUUUAAUUCCGUUGGGAAAGCAUGGCUGUCAUCAUCAAGAGACAACACUACUGAUAUUCGAGAAUUGAUUCCCGAAUUCUUCUACCUCCCUGAGUUUUUGGUUAACCUGAACAAUUUCGAGUUCGGUAAGCUUCAAAGCGGAGAGUCAACGAACGAUGUUGAUCUUCCCAAAUGGGCCAAGGGCGACCCAAAAAUUUUUAUCGCAAAGAACAGAGAAGCAUUGGAGAGUCCUUAUGUGUCAGCAAACUUGCACAAGUGGAUCGACUUGAUCUUCGGAUAUAAACAGAGUGGUCCCGAGGCAGUUAAGGCACUCAAUGUCUUCCACCACCUGUCAUACGAAGGUGCCAUUAAUCUCGACAAUAUAAAAGAUGAUGUGGAGAAGCGUGCGGUGAUUGGAAUGAUCAAUAAUUUUGGACAGACUCCAAUGCGAUUGUUCAGCAAGUCUCAUCCUUCACGGGAGAUAUUGAAUCUUCCUGGCAACUAUAUGGCAAUGUUCGAUGUGCAGAAGCACCCACCUCAGCAGACAUUUGAAUCCAAAUUAAAUCUUCCUAUCGAAAAACUUGAGAUCAGUUCUAAGUCUAAGAACAGGAUAGGUCGCCCCGCAUGUGCAUCUUCAGAAGACGAACUUUUGAUCCGCAAACCAUCCCAUUAUCAGUCAAAGAUCAGGUGUGGGUCACUAGUGAUCAACACGACGCUCUUCAUGAACUUGCACUCAGCAGACAUCACCAGUUUGCUACAAAUUGGCAAUAAACAACUCGUUACAGGUUCAUCUGAGGGUGUGAUUCAUGUUUGGCAAUGUAUCAUGAAACCUGUGUUGAUGGUAUCCAACCAGCAUAUUCUACGUGGGCACUUUGCUGAGAUCAAAUCUUUUGCCUACUGUAAGACCUUCAAGGUGUGUUUGAGUGUGGAUACGGAUGGGGUAAUAAUCCUCUGGGACUUCACUCGCUUCAGUUUCGUGCGCAAGAUUGCUCAGCCCAAUGCCACCGAAAGGGCCAAGGUGUUGGUGACUAUUUCAAAUGACACAGGAAACAUCUACACGGUCUACAGCACCAAAUAUGCGAACACUGUUCGGGUUUUCACGAUCAACGGGGAGAAAAUCCUCGAGUCAAAGCUCGCACCAGGACAAAUUUCUGCCAUUGCCGUUUCUUGCUUGAACGAUACACUUGUGGAAUCGCCCAACAACAAUUUUAUCCAUUCAUAUUGGGCAAAUGAAAUCUUGGUGGUAAGUACUAGUGCUCCACACAGGAGCCUCCACAUCUACCAACUUAGUGCAAGUGAACAAUGGGAGCUACAGCUUUUACAAACAGUAAAACUCGACAUAGAGGGUCAAGUCACAUGCAUGCAAUCAUCCAAGCACAUUGUGGUGGACCACGACGAAAAGCUUGCACGCGGCCAUCUCAGUGUUGUUUUCGGCAAUUCCGACGGAAAGGUGUACGCACUCUAA